Colletotrichum abscissum is the source of this 1311-nucleotide messenger RNA. Its product is annotated as eukaryotic peptide chain release factor subunit 1. NCBI's taxonomy places the organism in Eukaryota, Fungi, Ascomycota, Sordariomycetes, Glomerellales, Glomerellaceae. Gene Ontology annotation, cellular component: translation release factor complex; cytosol. The transcript is spliced from 4 exons. Gene Ontology annotation, molecular function: translation release factor activity, codon specific; sequence-specific mRNA binding. The coding region runs from base 1 to 1311 and encodes 436 amino acids. Gene Ontology annotation, biological process: cytoplasmic translational termination. The record is from RefSeq and is a predicted model, not a curated record.
AUGUCGGACCCCCAGGCGAACGAGGCCGAGAAGAACAUCGAGAUAUGGAAGGUCAAGAAGCUGAUCAAGCGCCUCGAGGCCGCUCGUGGUAACGGCACUUCCAUGAUCUCGCUCAUCAUUCCUCCCAAGGAUCAGAUUUCCCGAGCCGCCAAGAUGUUGGCUGAAGAAUACGGAACUGCGUCAAACAUCAAGUCCAGAGUCAACAGACAGUCCGUGCUUUCAGCCAUUACCUCGACCCAGCAGCGUCUUAAGCUGUACAAUAAGGUCCCUCCUAACGGCUUGGUUGUCUACUGUGGUGAAAUCUUGACCCAGGAAGGCAAGGAGAGAAAGGUCAACAUCGACUUUGAGCCUUUCAAGCCCAUCAACACCUCCCUUUACCUCUGUGACAACAAGUUCCACACAGAGGCUUUGGCCGAGCUUCUCGAGUCGGAUCAGAAGUUUGGUUUCAUUAUUAUGGACGGUAACGGAGCCCUUUUCGGAACCCUUUCCGGAAACACCAGAGAAGUUGUUCACAAGUUCUCUGUCGAUCUUCCCAAGAAGCACGGUCGUGGUGGUCAAUCCGCUCUUCGUUUCGCCCGUCUUCGUGAGGAGAAGCGUCACAACUAUGUCCGCAAGGUUGCCGAGUUGGCCGUCCAGAACUUCAUUACCAAUGACAAGCCCAACGUCGCUGGUCUGAUUUUGGCUGGUUCUGCCGAUUUCAAGACUGAUCUCAACGCCUCCGACUUGUUCGAUAACCGUCUGGCCACCAAGGUCAUCAAGGUUGUUGACGUUUCCUAUGGUGGUGAGAACGGUUUCAACCAGGCUAUCGAGCUUUCUUCCGAGACCCUCGGCAACGUCAAGUUCAUCCAGGAGAAGAAGCUCAUCGGAAAGUACUUCGAGGAGAUCAGCCAGGACACCGGUCGUGUCUGCUACGGUAUUGAGGAUACCCUCAAGGCUCUGGAGUUGGGCGCUGUGGAGGUUCUGAUCGUCUUCGAGAACUUGGAGAUCACCCGCUGGAAGCUCAAGGACAGCCAGGGCACCGAGCACCUGCUGCACACUACAAAGCAGCAGGAAACCGGUGACCGUGCCAUUUUCAUGGACAAGGAGACUGGCCAGGAGAUGGAAGUCGUUACCCAAGAAUCCUUCCUUGAGUGGAUUGCAGAGCACUACAAGGACUUUGGUACCAACCUCGAGUUCGUCUCUGACCGUUCCACCGAGGGCAACCAGUUCGUCAAGGGCUUUGGUGGUAUCGGUGGCAUUCUCCGCUACAAGGUGAACUUCGAGCAGUUGGCUGAGGUUGAUGACGACGAUGACUACUACGACGGUUUGUGA